AUGUACCACCUAAUAGAAAUACCAACAGUUCAGUUUGAAACGUGCAUAUACGAAUUUACUCCAUUAAUUAACUGUUACAGGCAAAACCAGGAACACUCCAAGACUCGAAACGGCGCUCGAAUGUACCAUGAUCGUUAUGCAAAAGGACCAUUGAGAAUCA
This is a messenger RNA of Racocetra persica, 160 nucleotides long. The record is from the annotation of a GenBank genome assembly. Lineage: Eukaryota; Fungi; Glomeromycota; Glomeromycetes; Diversisporales; Gigasporaceae.